Molecule: messenger RNA, 2932 nt
Organism: Anolis carolinensis (green anole)
Lineage: Eukaryota; Metazoa; Chordata; Lepidosauria; Squamata; Anolidae
Gene: drc1
Product: dynein regulatory complex subunit 1
Exons: 17
Coding region: 116-2476 (786 amino acids)
Biological process (GO): cilium-dependent cell motility; regulation of cilium movement; axonemal dynein complex assembly
Cellular component (GO): axoneme; axonemal dynein complex
Source: RefSeq, a predicted model, not a curated record
GGCCCCGCCCAGCCCCGCGUCGGCGUCGUCGCUACGGCAACGUCCGCGUCCAUCCGCGUACGCGGUCUCCUAGCGACGCGGUUGCCCCGGGCAACGAGGCCUAGUCGCAGUCGGGAUGAACGUGGCGGCGGCGGCGGGCGAGGAUGGAGGCGAGGAGGGCGCGGGGUCCGAGGCGAGGCCGGAGUCGGAGGCCCAGAGCAGCAAGGCGGGCGAGGCGGCGGAGGCCGCGAGCGGGGCCGGGGCCACCCCUACGCGCAUCUUCGUCCCCAACAUCAACUCCGACGACCCCGAGGAGCGCAUCGCCGCCCGACGCCUCCGCAUCGCCGCCCGCCUCGAGGCCAAGCGCAGGGAAGCUCUUGGGGAAGACCCCGAUGCAAAGAAGUUGGUGGAGGAGGAACAGAGCAGGAGCCGUAGGCAGACAGAGGAGAGUAGACAGAGGCUGGCCAAGUUGCUGAUAGAUGGCACUGAGCUAGUGACGAACAUCCAGGUGGCCGUUGAUGCUCGGGAGGCACACCGGAGGUCGGAGGAGGAGGAGCUCACGCGGCAAAGGGUGGAGAAGCUGGAGAAUGAAGCCAAGGGCAACCAGGACAAGUUUGACGAGAUCUCCUCCAAGUGGGCGUCUGCCCGGGAGAAGGUCAUCCCUCAGGAUCUGUGGGAGGCUCUCAACCAGCAGCAGCAGCUCUGCGCCCUGCUCAUCGAGGAGAAGAACAAGGUGAUCAGCGAACUGCAGCAGGAGCUGAAGUCCAAAGAUGAGCAGUACGUGAAGGAUCUCAGGAGGCAGUCAGAAGACAUUAACCUGCUGCUGGAGCGAAUGGAGGAGCAGAUUCGAAACCUCAUGAAAAAUUAUCGCCGGGAGCUUCUGCAGAUCGAGAAAGCCUUUGAAUUAGAGCGCCGUGAACUCCUCAACAGCAACAAGAAGAAAUGGGAGCAAGGCAUGCAGACGCUCAAUAACCAGGAGCUGGAUUUCAUGAUGGCCCGCCUGAGGAAAGUGGAGGAGUACCAGCGGGAGCUGAACCAGUUGCGAGUGCAAGAUGCUGAGGAGUACAACGUGCUCAAAAUCAAGCUGGAGCAUGAUGUGCAGAUUCUAGAGCAACAGCUGCAGCAAAUGAAAGCCAUCUACCAGCUGAACCAGGAGAAGCUGGAGUACAACUUCCAGGUGCUGAAGAAGCGGGAUGACGAGAACACCAUCAUUAAAUCCCAACAGAAGCGGAAGAUCAACAGGCUCCAUGACAUCAUCAACAACCUGCGGCAGAAGCUGGCCAGGCAGCUCAAGCAGUACCGCGAGGAGAACCAGACGCUGACCACCGACUACAAGCGGAUCGUGGAGCAGUACAAGGACCUGCAGAGGACCAUGAGGCACUUUGCCAUUGUGGAUGCCGAACACUUCCUGGCUGUCUGGCUGAUGAAUGAAGAGGAGGCCAAGCAGCUGAUCCGCAAAGCGUUUGACGCUGACAGUGUCAUCCAUGCCCAGCAGCUGGGCUUGCAGUGGUUCGAGCCUGACAGCUGGAUCCUUCACAACGUGGGGCCUAUUGUGCAUUGCAAGAAGGUGAAGUCAGCCAACGAGUUGGUUCAAGAGGUCAUUGCAGCAGAAGGAACAAGCAGAUCACCCAAAGAGACCCUCUUAUCAUCGGAAGGCUCCCUACCUGAAGAAAAAACCUCCUCCCACAAGGAGAGUGGGAAGGAGUCCCCAGAGGCCGAACCAGCAGUCAAGGCCCUGUGUUCCAUCUCCACCAAGACAAUCAAGCAUCUCCUGGAGCUUCUGUGUGAUGAGUCGGGCUUCCUGAUUGAGAGCAAGCUCCGGGGCCUUCUCCAGCCCUUGGUGAAGGCUGACCGCACCCUCAUGAAACUGGACUCCAUCUUCUCGGCCCUCUCUAUCGACAGUGAAGAGGAUGUCUACAAAAUGAUGGAGUUCUUCCUCACCUUCAAGAGUCAACAGGAGAUGACUGAGCAGGAUGUUGAAGAGCUGCUGGCAGAGAUGACUCCUGAAGCAGAACCUUCUGAGGAAGAAGAGACGGAGGUGACUUGUGAAGCAGAGCUCGCUAUCGUUUCCGGGGAGGCCAUCAAAAGCUCCGUUGAAUCGUUGGAGCCCCUCUCGAAAAUAUGCAUGCACCCCAAUGACAUCCUCAAAGCCCUCAAGGCGUUUGUGCAUGAAAUCAAGAAGCUGAGGGAGAAACACCCCCCAGUCAAGAAAGCCCCGGAAGAGCGGGAUGACUCCAAGGACUCGGAGUACUGGGAGGCGCUGGCCCACAUCAUCCCGGAUGGCAAGCUGAAGCUGUGGGAUGCCCUGAUUGUUGGCUUGCAGAAAUACCACCACAUUCUGUCCCAGAGGGACAAGCUCAUUACUGAGACAGACGGGCUGCACCAGCAAAACGCAGAACUCCGGCUGUUGCUGCAGCAGUACCUCCAGUCCCCGGUGAAUGCAGAGUUGCUGAUCCCUCCCACCCACUUACUGAACAUGCAGUUGAAUUCUUCAUGACCCAUGCUUCGCAGGAAGUUUAGGGGCUGCUUGACUCUCCCAAAACCCCCUCUUUAUAGAGUCAUUUCAAUAGGCCAUUGUGGGUGUAACGGAACCAAACAGUAAGGAGAAGCUACUUUGAAACAUUGGUCCCUUGGAAGAGUUGUUGGAGCCAUGAAUUUGUGAGUACCUCCUGCUUUGGUAUGAGCCACCCAGUUCUUUCCUCGCAUAGCCGCAUUAACCUGUGGGCAGAGGCUUCUCUGGGAAUUGAGGUGUAUAACAACUCUCUCACAAACCUUCUGACUCAUUGAUGAAGGGGACGUGGAGAAUCCUCACUUGGCAUGAUUCAGAGUCCACAAAACACAGCACCAUCCUCCAGAAGUGUUCCCUGGAGCAGAAAAACAGGCACCUUUUUUCUGACUUUCAGAAUGUUAUUUCUGUGUGUGCGAAGGAGGACAAAUAAAUGGUUUAUUGUGA